CGAAUGUUCCAGGAAAUGUUGAUCUACGUCGUCAAAGCAUCAGACACUUUAGUGGAAUGAUAAAAUGUAAUCCUCAGGAAACGGAACGGAUUACCGAUGCAGUUGUUCUUGAAUUAAAACCACGUUUGGCUGCGAAAUAUAUUCCUGGACUUCCAGCGUAUAUACUUUUCAUGUGCAUACGCUACAUUGAUUUCGUUGACGAUGAAGCACAUGUCGCCGGAUUUCUCUCGGCUGUUACCAAAAAGAUCAAAAAAGUUCCACGAAGAAACGAAGAUAUUGACUACCCGAUUUUAUGGACAGCAAAUACUGUACGAUUUCUUCAUACGUUACAACAAUAUAGCGGAGAAGAAAAAUAUCAAGCGACAAAUACUCCGAAACAAAAUGAACAAGCUCUGAGAAAUUUUGAUUUAACCGAUUAUCGCACAAUUUUUGCCGAUCUUGUUGUUCAUUUAUA
Molecule: messenger RNA, 454 nt
Organism: Adineta ricciae
Lineage: Eukaryota; Metazoa; Rotifera; Eurotatoria; Adinetida; Adinetidae
Source: the annotation of a GenBank genome assembly